AUGGUCAGCAAGGACACCGGCAAAUGUGUACUCACCGCUGCCGAGACUGAGGUGGAACCGGCCGCUUCGCUGGCCCUGGAGAUGAAAUAUGCCCUGGACCCCAACCGGCAGAUCAAGAAGCGGAACAAGGCGCUGCAGGUGCGCUUCAAGGAUAUCUGCGAGGCCCAGAACGAGCAGAGGGACACACAGCUGCCCGCCGGUCAGCCAGCUGAACGCCGGGAGCCCAAGGCCACCGUGCACAGGGCCGCCUACCGCAAGUACAUGACGGUGCCUGCUCGCAGGUCCAUCCCAAACGUCACCCGGAGCACGGGCGUGCAGACCUCGCCGGACAUCAAGAAGUGCUACCAGACCUUCCCCCUGGACCGCAAGAAGGGGCCUGGGAAGGGCCUGCCAGCCGCUGACCCCUUUAAAAGUCAUGACAAUGGCUUCUUUGGCGAUGCCGGGGACAAGGGUGUGGAGAAGGCACCUGGGGAGCCAGGGCCAUGGGGGGCAGUGCGUGUGCAGACCACUGCAUUGGUGUCCCACUCGAGCGAGCACAUGGACGAGGAGGACCUGCCCGGUGGCCUCAACUGCACGGAGCCCUGGCAGGACCCUGACGCUCACAGCUGUCCCGAAUCCCUGCUGCAAAAUGCCACCCGGCCCCCUUCAGAGGACCCUGAGGCCCCGCUGCCCGGCAGGGCCAAGUCCAGCCCAGGGACGCCAGAGGCCGAGGGGCCUGCGCCCGCAAGGGUAUUUAAGACUGAGGUGGCCGCAGUGUAUGCACCUGCCCCCAGCGCCCCCGAGCCCACCUUGUCCAGUUCUGCAGCCGCCAGCGAGUGGUCCCUGUGCCCAGCAGACGAGGACGCCAGGCAGAGCCUGCACCUCAAUGGGCUGCGUGGCUCCCCGGGCGCUGCGCUGGCCUGCCUGCCUCCCCCACAGUGCCCAUCCCCCGAAUGCAGUGAGCAGACUCAGACCCCCACCGGGGAGGCUGCCCAGCCUUGCCAGACGCGUGCCGAAUGCCACCAAAUCGUGCCUCACACGGAAGUGGUGGACCUGAAGGCACAGCUCCGGAUGAUGGAGAAUUUGAUCAGCUCCAGCCAGGAGACCAUCAAAGUGCUCCUGGGAGUCAUUCAGGAGCUGGAGCGAGGAGAGGCUCACCGGGAAGGGCUUUCGUAUCGGACCGGGCAAGACACAGCGAAUUGUGACACCUGCAGGAACAGUGCCUGUAUUAUCUAUAGCGUGGAGCUAGAUUUUAAGCAGCAAGAAGACAAACUCCAACCCGUUCUGAGGAAACUCCAUUCUAUCGAGGAAACUCAGGUUGCACCUUCGCCUUAUACUCAGGAGAUGCACUCCUCAACUCCCAAGCAAAAAUCCAAAACGGAAUCUAAAAAGCAUGGAAGAUGGAAACUCUGGUUCCUCUGA
Molecule: messenger RNA, 1401 nt
Organism: Elephantulus edwardii (Cape elephant shrew)
Lineage: Eukaryota; Metazoa; Chordata; Mammalia; Macroscelidea; Macroscelididae
Gene: INSYN2A
Product: family with sequence similarity 196, member A
Exons: 3
Coding region: 1-1401 (466 amino acids)
Biological process (GO): inhibitory postsynaptic potential
Cellular component (GO): postsynaptic density
Source: RefSeq, a predicted model, not a curated record